AUGGCUCCAAGCCUAACCAAAUCUAGUUCUGGUGCUUCAGGGCUGGUAGAUGGCAAAAACCAAUCUUUGGUCUCUCUGGAGGGAUCAAGCUUCGCUGCCAAUGGCCACACCUUUCUUUCUGACGUCCCUGAUAACAUUACCCUCACUCCAUCCCCUUAUACUGAAAAAGGUGCCGGAUCCUUUGUUGGGUUCGACACGAAAGAAUCCAAAGACAGGCACGUUGUCCCUAUUGGGAAACUGAAGAACAUAAAGUUCAUGAGCAUAUUCAGGUUCAAGGUCUGGUGGACAACCCAGUGGGUUGGCUCCAAUGGUAGAGACCUUGAGAAUGAGACUCAAAUGGUCCUGCUUGAUAAGUCUGAUGAUUCCGGCCGACCCUACGUUCUCCUUCUUCCUCUUCUCGAGGGGCCUUUCCGGGCUUCUAUCCAGCCGGGCAACGACGACAACGUUGAUGUCUGCGUGGAAAGUGGGUCCACAAAAGUUUGUGGUGCCGGAUUCCGGAGUGUUGUUUAUAUCCAUACAGGUGAUGAUCCAUACAACUUGGUGAAGGAGGCCAUGAAGGUGGUGAGGAUGCAUUUGGGUACUUUCAAGCUUUUGGAGGAGAAAACUCCUCCAGGUAUUGUGGAUAAGUUUGGUUGGUGUACAUGGGAUGCGUUCUACCUUACUGUGCACCCUCAAGGUAUCUGGGAAGGUGUUCAAGGUCUUGUUGAUGGUGGGUGUCCACCUGGUCUUGUGCUGAUUGAUGAUGGCUGGCAAUCCAUCAGUCAUGAUGAAGAUCCCAUCACGAAAGAAGGCAUGAAUGCUGCUGUUGCUGGUGAGCAAAUGCCAUGCAGACUCUUGAAGUUCCAAGAGAACUACAAGUUCAGGGACUAUGUGAGUCCUAAGAGUAUGGCUGUUGGUGCCAAAGAUAAAGGCAUGGGGGCUUUUAUUAAGGACCUGAAGGAAGAAUUUAACACAGUUGACUAUGUUUAUGUCUGGCAUGCACUGUGUGGAUACUGGGGUGGGCUCAGGCCUAACGUCCCUGGUUUGCCACAGACAGAAGUUGUCAGGCCAAAAUUGUCGCCGGGAUUGGAGCUGACGAUGCAGGAUCUGGCCGUCGAUAAGAUUGUGAGCACUGGCGUGGGGCUCGUGCCGCCGGAGAUUGUCGAUCAGAUGUACGAAGGACUUCAUUCUCACUUGGAGAAAGCUGGAAUUGACGGUGUCAAGGUCGACGUCAUUCAUUUGCUGGAAAUGUUGUGUGAAAACUACGGUGGCAGGGUUGACCUGGCUAAAGCAUAUUUUAAGGCCUUGACAGAAUCGGUGAGGAAGCAUUUCAAUGGAAAUGGUGUCAUAGCUAGCAUGGAACACUGCAACGAUUUCAUGUUCCUUGGAACAGAGGCCAUCUCUCUUGGUCGUGUCGGUGAUGAUUUCUGGUGCACCGAUCCAUCUGGUGAUCCCAAUGGCACAUUUUGGCUCCAAGGGUGUCACAUGGUGCACUGUGCUUAUAACAGUCUAUGGAUGGGCAACUUCAUCCACCCAGAUUGGGAUAUGUUCCAGUCUACUCAUCCUUGUGCUGAAUUCCAUGCUGCUUCUAGGGCAAUUUCCGGUGGUCCAAUCUACGUUAGUGAUUCUGUGGGGAAGCAUGACUUCUCAUUGCUCAGGAGACUAGUGUUGCCGGACGGUUCAAUUCUCCGGUGCGACUACUAUGCACUUCCAACUAGAGAUUGCCUCUUCGAGGAUCCUCUUCAUGACGGCAAAACCAUGCUCAAAAUUUGGAACCUCAACAAGUUUACUGGAGUUAUUGGAGCAUUUAACUGCCAAGGAGGAGGAUGGUCCCGGGAGACAAGACGCAAUACAUGUGCAUCCCAAUUUUCUCACCUAGUGACUACUACGACCAACCCCAAAGACAUUGAAUGGAAGAGUGGCAAGAACCCUAUUUCUGUCGAAGGAGUACAGAUGUUUGCCAUGUUCUUGUCCCAGUCCAAGAAGUUGGUUCUCUCCAAGCCAAACGAGAACUUUGAAAUAGCACUAGAACCGUUCAAUUUUGAGCUUGUUACAGUGUCCCCAGUUACUGUCUUGGCUGGAAAAUCAGUCCACUUUGCUCCUAUAGGAUUAGUGAACAUGCUCAACACUGGUGGUGCCAUCCAGUCGUUGGCCUAUGCCAAUAGCUCAGUCCAAAUUGGCAUCAAGGGAAGUGGAGAAUUGAGGGUUUUUGCUUCUGAGAAACCUAAAGCUUGCAAAAUUGAUGGAAGAGAGAUUGCUUUUAAGUAUGAAGAGUUCAUGGUUAUCACUCAAGUGCCAUGGUCUGCUCCAUCUGGCAUAUCUAUAGUUAAAUACUUAUUUUAG
This is a messenger RNA of Dovyalis caffra, 2322 nucleotides long. The record is from the annotation of a GenBank genome assembly. Lineage: Eukaryota; Viridiplantae; Streptophyta; Magnoliopsida; Malpighiales; Salicaceae.